Molecule: messenger RNA, 1419 nt
Organism: Danio rerio (zebrafish)
Lineage: Eukaryota; Metazoa; Chordata; Actinopteri; Cypriniformes; Danionidae
Source: RefSeq, a predicted model, not a curated record
UCUCCGUCUCUCUCUCUCUCUCUCUCUCUCAGUGAGUGGUGCUGAUGCGAGCAGCAGUGAUGGAGUCUCCUCCGUCUAACACUUCUCCUCCUCCUCCUCCAUCAUCAUCCCUCACUCCUGCCGUUCCUCCAUCAGUGAAGCUGGGCCUGACGGCGCUCUACACGCUCUUCUACUGUGUGCUGUUCAUCUUCGUGUACGCUCAGCUGUGGCUGGUGCUGCGCUACAGACACAAGCGCUUCAGCUACCAGACGGCGUUCCUGUUCCUGUGCCUGCUGUGGGCGGCCCUGCGCGCGCUGCUCUUCUCCUUCUACUUCAGGGACUGCGGGACGGCCAACACACUGCGGCCCUUCUGCUUCUGGCUGCUCUACUGCUUCCCUGUGUGUCUGCAGUUCUUCACACUCAGCCUCAUGAACCUCUACUGCGCUCAGGUGUUCUUCAAGGCCAAGUCCAAGUUUUCUCCUCAUCUGCUGAGAUACAAGUCUCCUCUGUAUGUGCUGUUCUUCGGGGUCAGCCUGCUGUUUCUGCUGGUCAAUCUCAGUUGUGCGCUGCUGGUGAAGAUGACCGACACUCCAGUUAAGAGUGUGGUUCUGGUUCGCGUCGCCAUCAACGAUUCGCUCUUUGUUCUCUGCGCCGUGUCUCUCGCCGUCUGCCUGUACAAAGUGGCCAAGAUGUCCAUCGCCAGCAUCUACCUAGAGUCCAAGGGCACAUCUGUGUGUCAGGUGACCGUGAUCGGGCUGCUGGUGAUCCUCCUGUACUCCUCGAGGGCCUGCUACAAUCUGGUGGUUUUGUCCCUGACAGACGUCCAGAGUAUAAACUCCUUCGAUUACGACUGGUACAACGUGUCAGAUCAGGCGGAUCUGCGCUCCAGUCUGGGAGACGCGGGUUAUGUGGUGUUCGGGGUGAUUCUGUUCAUCUGGGAGCUGCUGCCCACAUCACUGGUCGUGUUUUUCUUCCGCGUCCGCAAACCUGCACAGGACCGGAGCGGCUCUGCUAUUCCCAGCCACGUGUUCUCCAACCGGCCGUAUUUCUUCGAUAAUCCCAGACGAUACGACAGCGAUGAUGAUUUAGCCUGGCCUUCACAUCCCGUCACCACCUCAACCAGUUUAUCGACGGACUGCUCGGACUGGGGGAGCCGCAGCAGCAGUUUUCUGGUUCAUCUUGGAGGAGACGACCAGCGCUCGACUGUGGUGACGGCAGGACUAAACCGCUAGCACUCGCGCAGCCACAGCGCUAACACAUCCACACGUCACCGAGAGACAGUCGCCACGGCAACAGCUGAUGACGACAUCAGAGUAACAGAAGAUCAGCCUGUGUUCAGAAUGCACGACUACACUGCGCAGCACUAUUAAUAACACACACACACACACACACACACACACACACACACACACACACACACACACACACAAUGGCUAAAUU